Ylistrum balloti is the source of this 1587-nucleotide messenger RNA. RefSeq names its product ras-related protein M-Ras-like. Gene Ontology annotation, molecular function: GTP binding; GDP binding; GTPase activity. The transcript has 4 exons. Gene Ontology annotation, cellular component: plasma membrane. The record is from RefSeq and is a predicted model, not a curated record. The coding region runs from base 408 to 1001 and encodes 197 amino acids. Lineage: Eukaryota; Metazoa; Mollusca; Bivalvia; Pectinida; Pectinidae. Gene Ontology annotation, biological process: signal transduction; nucleocytoplasmic transport.
GAAAACAUAUUAAACUAACACGAGUCGGUAUGUUGACGAGCCUCCGGCGCAUGUCAAGGACUUAUAAACGGUUAGGUACGUUAACGGGAGCUUAGUAGUUCGUGUUUACCAUUUCGGUUCACACCACGAGGUUUAGGUAGUGAGACCCCGGGGUUUUACCUCUAUCUCAGUGUUGUCUGUUAACGUAAUAGCGUACCUGCGUUGCAAAGAAAUUGUGUCAUAAACUCAAGAGGGCCACACUUCGUUCCAGAGAGUUCACUUCCUCUUUUAUAAGUUAUCAUAUCCGAAAGGAAAUUGCUAAUUGUGUAACGAGAGGAGGUUCGUAUGAAGACAAAUUGUGAAAUCAAGAUCAUUUUUUAAUCACUUUAGUUUAGUGUGUGAACUUGAAGAAGCAACAAGUUGUCACGAUGUCUAAGGGCUUACACGGAGAUAAUGCUAAGACCUACAAACUCGUGGUGGUUGGUGAUGGUGGUGUUGGCAAGUCUGCUUUAACCAUACAAUUCUUUCAGAAAAUGUUCGUCGAAGACUAUGAUCCAACGAUUGAAGAUUCGUACAUACAGAAUGCAGAAAUCGACGGCAAGUGGUGUAUAUUGGAUGUGUUGGACACAGCUGGACAAGAGGAAUUCAGUGCCAUGAGAGAACAAUACAUGAGAAAGGGUGAUGGCUUUCUACUCGUCUAUUCCGUCACAGACCGUCAGAGUUAUGAAAACAUCGAGAAUUUCUAUUCACAGAUCCUUCGUGUCAAGGAUAGAGAUAACUAUCCUAUGGUACUAGUGGCUAACAAAGUGGACUUGGUGACUCUACGCAAAGUUUCUGACGAACAGGGUAACAACUUGGCUCGACACCUUAGAUUACAAUACAUAGAAACAAGUGCCAAAGAUCCCCCACUAAACGUCGAUAAAGCUUUCCAUGAACUUGUACGUGUGAUACGCAGUCAACCUCAGGAUCCCAAAAGGGAACGCCGACACACAGGGAAGAAACGGAAGUGUACAAUACUGUGAUAGGACAGUUGUUGUUAAAAUGUUUUCUGUUGUUAUAUAACAAAAUGUUGAAGCCUGGCUAACCACUGUAACAAGAGGAACAAGAAUUAAUUCUUAGAAUUAGAUUUAAUUUACAAAUUGAUUGUUAAUGGAUAAGAGGGCAGAUUUUGAUGAAUGAAUUUGAAAAUUGGAUGUUACUGGUUGUGUCAGAUUAUUUUAAUAGGUUUUAAUUUGUACUUAAAAAAAAAAAAUGUUUAUUUAUUCUUGGAAGAGUUAUGCCCCUUCUACCAUAUAGAGAUAUUAUCAGUCUCCCACCGAUCAAUGUGUAUACGAAAAUUUGCUCCAGUUAAGUGUGGAAAAACUUUUAAAUAUGCAUUUACCAAUAUUGGAAAUGGUGAAUUACCUUGAUGAAAUUGGUAAGUGUCAUCAUAAAUUUAUCAGUAGAUUAAAAGAGGUAUUUCAAAUAGAUGUUAAAUUGUUCAUCCACAUCUAAUUAUUGAAUAAUACAAAGUGUCUACUAUGGUGUGUGAAGGCGAAAUUUACAUUAACAAGGUAAAAUUUUGUUAUUAAUCAAUUAAAUAUGAAAGAAUAUGAAAUUAUUGGAGAG